This is a messenger RNA of Aspergillus viridinutans, 1152 nucleotides long. RefSeq names its product threonine aldolase GLY1. The record is from RefSeq and is a predicted model, not a curated record. Gene Ontology annotation, molecular function: L-allo-threonine aldolase activity. The transcript has 3 exons. Bases 1 to 1152 code for a protein of 383 amino acids. Gene Ontology annotation, biological process: glycine biosynthetic process; L-threonine catabolic process. Lineage: Eukaryota; Fungi; Ascomycota; Eurotiomycetes; Eurotiales; Aspergillaceae. Gene Ontology annotation, cellular component: cytosol.
AUGGCGAGCGCUUCAGCCAGUCUCGAUGGGACCAAUGGCAGGAUCAGUAGUUGGCAAGGCGCUGGCGCAGCAGAAUUCGACUUGCGAAGCGACACGAUGACCAAGCCUACCCCGUCGAUGCUCGAAGCAAUUUGUCAGACUACCUUGUUGGACGACGUCUUGGAAGAGGAUCCUGUGACAAAUGACCUCCAAGCCUAUGUUGCCGAACGGACCAACCAUCAGAGCGCCUUACUCGUCAUGUCGGGGACUAUGGGCAAUCAGGUUGCAAUUCGGACACAUCUCGUGCAGCCCCCCUACUCCGUUCUCUGUGAUCAUCGCUCUCACAUCGUGUGCUACGAGGCCGGAGGCGUCAGCUCGCUGACUGGGGCCAUGGUGCAACCUAUCGUGCCUAGUAACGGUAUUCACCUUACUCUGGAGGACAUUCAAAAGCACGCAGUGCUCGACGAAGACGUACAUUACUGUCCAACAAAGCUUAUCAGCUUGGAGAAUACCCUAGAUGGCAUGGUGAUGCCUCUGGCCGAAGCUCGUCGGAUUACAGAAUGGGCUCAUCAGAACGGAGUGAAGGUACAUUUGGACGGCGCGAGACUCUGGGAAGCAGUGGUUUCUGGAGCCGGCAGCUUGCCAGAAUAUGCUGGCCUCUUCGACAGUGUGAGUCUAUGCUUCUCCAAAGGCUUGGGCGCACCAAUUGGGAGUAUCAUUGUCGGAUCCAAUGAAUUCAUCAAGAAGGCUCGUUGGUUUCGCAAAUCCAUCGGUGGCGGCGUUCGUCAAGCUGGAGUAAUUGCUGCGGCUGCACGGGUGGCCCUUGAUGAGACUUUCGGACCAGACCCCAACGGUCAGAAGGGUAAACUUCGAGAAACUCACAUCAAUGCUAAGAGAGUCGCCGAGAUGUGGACUGCCCGUGGCGGCAAGUUACAACAUCCAGUACAUACAAACAUGGUAUGGCUGGACCUUGAAUCCUCUGGUGUAGGUCCCAAUGACCUGGCCGAGAUCGGAAAGGAGAUUGGUCUCAAAUUACUCGGAGGCCGAAUCGUUGUGCAUUAUCAGGUUUCCGAGAGCGCGCUCAGCAUAUUGGAGCAGGUUUUCGAUCGCGCUCUGAGUGGCGAAUACCAGCGCAGCACAGAUCAAAGUAUUCCUUAUGGAAUGAAGCAGUGA